Molecule: messenger RNA, 1839 nt
Organism: Boeremia exigua
Lineage: Eukaryota; Fungi; Ascomycota; Dothideomycetes; Pleosporales; Didymellaceae
Exons: 2
Coding region: 1-1839 (612 amino acids)
Molecular function (GO): flavin adenine dinucleotide binding; NADP binding; N,N-dimethylaniline monooxygenase activity
Source: RefSeq, a predicted model, not a curated record
AUGGUCAUUCAUUCAGAACCCAAGUCCCUGUAUGCCACUCAAGGUAACGAUGCAGACGAAAACAUCAGGAUCCGCGAUCAGCUUGCACCUGAGACAGAUGAGCAUGGCUACAAGAUCAACGAGCAGCCCAUGGGUACAAAGAGGAAAGUCAAAGUUAUUCUGAUGGGUGCUGGAGCAUCGACGCUGAACUUUUUCAAAAAGGCCGAGGAGGAGAUGGAGAAUCUGGAGAUGGUCUGCUACGAGAAAAACCACGACAUUGGUGGAACUUGGCUGGAGAAUCGAUACCCUGGGUGUGCCUGCGACAUCCCCUCAGUCAACUACCAGUUCUCUUGGAAAAUCAAGCUGUGGUCGCACUACUAUUCAUACGCGCCCGAGAUAUGGGAGUACCUCAAAUCUAUCGAACGAGAAAAUGACUUCAUCCAGAAGUAUAUCAGAGUACGACACCAAAUUGAACAUGUCGAGUGGGACAGCGGAGCAGGGCUAUGGCGACUCCAAGUCCGUAAUCUGAUUACCGGCGAGGUUUUUGACGACAGCGCGGAGUUCUUCAUCAAUGCAGGUGGAGUCCUAAAUAACUGGAAGUGGCCAGACAUCCCUGGCUUGAAAACCUUCAAAGGCAAGCUGAUGCACUCUGCGCACUACGAGGAGGGCUACAAUCUUACCAACAAACGAGUGGCGGUGAUAGGAGCCGGCAGCUCGGGCGUACAAAUUGUUGCGUCGAUCCAACGCAAAGUCGAGCAUCUGUAUCACUGGGUGCGUUCGCCGAUCUGGAUAACAGCCGGCUUCGCACAGACGUGGGCUGGCAAGAACGGCGCGAAUUUCCGUUACAGUAAAGAGCAGUUGAAGUUCCUCCAAGACAACCCAAAGAAGUACCUCGAGUACCGCAAACAAAUCGAGAACGAGCUUAAUCAGCGAUUCAAGUUCAUCAUGAAGGGCAGUGAAGAAGCUCGAGUCGCGCGGGACUACGCCGACAAAGAGAUGCGGAUGAAACUCAACAACAACCCGCGCCUCGUCGACAAAAUGGUCCCCAAGAACUUCAACCCGGGCUGUCGCCGCCCCACCCCUGCUCCCGGAUACCUCGAGGCCCUUGUAUCAGACAACACAACCACCUUCACCGACCCCAUCGCCUCCAUCACCUCAACCGGCUUCACUGACUCCAACGGCGUCGCCCACGACGUCGACGUCAUCAUCUGCGCCACUGGAUUCGACACCUCCUGGCUGCCGCGCUUCCCCUUCAUCGCGCACGGCACUGACCUGCGCACCCUGUGGGGCGGCGCAGCGGGCGUGACCUCGUACCUCAGCGUCGGCAUCCCGGGGUUCCCCAACACGUUCUCGUUCUGCGGCCCCUACGGACCGUUGGGACACGGCUCCUUCAUGCCGCUAAUCGAGCAGUGGACGCGCUACAUGUUCGCGUGCAUCACGAAGUGCCAGGUCGAAGACAUCAAGUCGCUGGCGCCGAAGACGCAGCCCGCAGCACAGUUCAGGCAGCACGCGGAUCUGUUUCUGCAGCGUACGGCGUGGACAAGUCCGUGCCGUAGUUGGUUCAAGCAGGGCAGGGUGGAUGGGCAGGCGGCGGUUUGGCCGGGGAGUCGGUUGCACUUUCUGAAGAUGAUGGAGCGGCCGCGGUUUGAGGACUAUGAGAUUGAGUACAGGAGUGAGAAUAUGUUUGCGUUUUUGGGGAAUGGGUUUGAGGUGAGGGAGUUUGAUGGGAGAGAUAUUACGAAUUAUCUCGGGUGUCUCGAUGAUGAUGGGAGGGAUGUGCAGCCAGAUUAUGAUAAGGGGUUGCUUGAUGUGCUAGGAGGCUUUACGUUGGAUGAGAGUUAUGAGGUGAAGGGAGGGUAG